Molecule: messenger RNA, 1110 nt
Organism: Aegilops tauschii subsp. strangulata
Lineage: Eukaryota; Viridiplantae; Streptophyta; Magnoliopsida; Poales; Poaceae
Product: ADP-ribosylation factor 2
Molecular function (GO): GTP binding; GTPase activity
Source: RefSeq, a predicted model, not a curated record
GAAGCACCCGGAUCUGGCCGCGGGUGUCCAUGCGGCGCGGGCCGCGGGCGGACUGGGCGCGGUGUAAAGGCCACGUGGGAAUGGGCCUCGCGCCCUUCUAUAUAGCCGCCAUCGGGCCGCCCGGUCUGCACCGCACCGCACUGCACGACAGCCAUCAUCCUCCGUGCGGUUCCAAGCUCCAACUCCCACGCCCGUCUCCCCCUAGAUCAGGAGGAGCACGCCGCACCGGAGCGCCGAGACCUCGAAGCCUUCGUCUCCACCUCGGAGCAGAGAUGGGGCUCACGUUCACCAAGCUGUUCAGCCGCCUCUUCGCCAAGAAGGAGAUGAGGAUUCUCAUGGUUGGUCUCGAUGCCGCUGGUAAGACCACCAUCCUCUACAAGCUCAAGCUCGGAGAGAUCGUCACCACCAUCCCAACCAUCGGAUUCAACGUCGAAACUGUUGAAUACAAGAACAUCAGCUUCACUGUUUGGGAUGUGGGGGGCCAAGACAAGAUCAGGCCCCUGUGGAGGCACUACUUCCAGAAUACCCAAGGGCUCAUUUUUGUUGUUGACAGCAAUGAUAGGGAACGUGUUGUUGAGGCUAGAGAUGAGCUCCACAGAAUGCUGAAUGAGGAUGAGCUGCGUGAUGCUGUGUUGCUUGUAUUUGCAAACAAACAAGAUCUUCCUAAUGCCAUGAAUGCUGCUGAAAUCACCGACAAGCUUGGUCUGCACUCCCUGCGCCAGCGGCACUGGUACAUUCAGAGCACUUGCGCGACGUCUGGCGAAGGGUUGUACGAGGGUCUUGACUGGCUCUCCAACAACAUUGCCAACAAGGCUUGAAGCGCCUCGACAAGCGCUUCAUCAAGAAACAAACGUGCUGGAUGUCUCAACAACUCACUGCUACCAUUUUACAUAUUGUGAUAUAUAUACACUGUACAAGAGAUAGUAUGUGUGCGUAUGUGACAGGCAGAAGCUCCCUUCUUUAAGUGAGCUAGUAUCAGGUCAGGUUGUCUUUUUUUGCAUGGAUGUUAUCAGUUGCUGUUCGGUGGUUUUACAAGGUUUAAUGUGUCGACAAUGUGUGUCUGAACCCCUAUCGUUUUGAGUUUUAGCAAGAUUGAAUUGUGGUUGCCAA